CGUAUGGAGAAUCAAAAGCUGUAUCUACCUCACAACUUGAUCAUCGAAAUCUUACUGAGGUUGUCAGUGAAGUCUCUUAUAAGUUUUACAUGCGUUUGUAAGUCAUGGUUAACUCUUAUAUCUAAUCCCGACUUUGCAAAUUCACAUUUUCAACUUACGGCCACAGCACAAACUCGUCGAAUUCUGUUCAUAUCACAUUCAUCAAUUCCAAUUCAAUCUAGAGAUUUUGAAUCAUCGUUUAAAAAUGAUCCUGAUUCACUCAACCUCAAUUUUACGCCUCCCGAAUUUUGUUUUCGUCUUCAAAUUAAAGGUUCAGGUAGAGGGUUUGUAUUUUUGCACCGUUCUUUAAACAUCUACAUAUGGAAUCCAUCCACUGGAUUUCACAAACAAAUACCCUUGUCUCCUUUUAACUCCAAUUUGGAAGAAUAUUAUUUCGGUUCUCUAUAUGGUUUUGGUUAUGACCAGUCUAGAGAUGAUUACUUGGUUGUUUCAAUAUCUUGUGAUAAAACAAGGUCAUCACAUUUGGAGUUUUUCUCGUUGAAAGAUAAUUCAUGGAGAGAAAUUGAGGGUACUCACACCGCAUAUAGGAAUGGCUUUUAUAAUGCCAAAGUAGGGUCACUCUUAAAUGGGGCCAUUCAUUGGUUAACUUAUCGUCGUGAUUCACCACUGCAUCUUAUUGUUGCCUUUAAUUUAAUGGAAAGGAAACUGUUAGAGAUACCCGUUCCAGUUCCAGAUGAUUUUCACGAUGAUCCUCCAUAUUUUGGUUUGUGGGUAUUUGGAGAAUUUCUUAGUCUAUGGGCCAUGGGCAGUUAUAAUCAUACACUUAAAUUACGGGUGAUGAAAGAAUACAAACUGCAUUCGUCUUGGACUAAGACUCUUGUUGUUCGGAUUGAUGAUGCCAUUCCCAAUUUUUACCCUCUAUGUUCUACAAAAAGUGGUGAUAUUAUUGGAUCAGACGGUGGUCUUGGAUUGGUGAAGUAUAAUGAUAAAGGACAACUCUUAGAGUAUUCCUCCUACCAUAACUAUCCACUUAGGUCCCAAGCGAUCAUGUAUACGGAGUCUCUGCUUUCAUUCCCUGUUGACGGAGAGCAAGUUUAAGAAGAUGAUACAAACAAGAAGAAUGAGGAGCUGUUAUUGACAUUGGUGAAGAAGCUAGGUGGGAUAAUUGCAUACGACAACACAUUAUGGUCUGGUUUCGUGUGGCCAUGUCCGAGGAUGAUGAAAUGGAAAACAUUUUAAGGGGAAACAGAAAUAUUGCAACCUAAUUUAACAACUAUACAACAAAUGAUGCUCGCGUAGAAUCCACAAUCCUUUCUAUAUGGGACGGUGUAACUCUGCCAACUUCUCUAAUAUCCACCAAGGGAACAAAGAAAUAACAGCAGCAAUGUUAGUUAAUGGUCUUUUUCUAGUGAACAAUGUUAAAGGUUGUUGAAAUAUAAGUUGAUUUAGUUCUACAAUAAGUUAAUUUAUUGGAUAUAAACUGAUCAUAUAAAUAGUGAUCCUCAAAUGUUCAAUUGUUAUACUUUGCCGGAAGUAUUGUUGAGAGUUGAUGAUUUAACAGGA
This is a messenger RNA of Medicago truncatula (barrel medic), 1563 nucleotides long. RefSeq names its product F-box/kelch-repeat protein At3g06240. Lineage: Eukaryota; Viridiplantae; Streptophyta; Magnoliopsida; Fabales; Fabaceae. Gene Ontology annotation, molecular function: protein binding. The record is from RefSeq and is a predicted model, not a curated record. The transcript is spliced from 2 exons. The coding region runs from base 4 to 1098 and encodes 364 amino acids.